Messenger RNA from Alternaria arborescens, 876 nucleotides. RefSeq lists its product as hypothetical. Gene Ontology annotation, cellular component: membrane. Gene Ontology annotation, molecular function: metal ion transmembrane transporter activity. The record is from RefSeq and is a predicted model, not a curated record. Bases 1 to 876 code for a protein of 291 amino acids. Gene Ontology annotation, biological process: transmembrane transport; metal ion transport. The transcript is spliced from 6 exons. NCBI's taxonomy places the organism in Eukaryota, Fungi, Ascomycota, Dothideomycetes, Pleosporales, Pleosporaceae.
AUGUACCUAUUUCUGACCAGGAAGGUCGUAGGCUACAUAUUCAGUCAAGCUAACAGAAAUUUGGUAGAUCUGGUCGAGAUCUAUAGGUGGGUUACUAGCAAAAAGGCUGCUACUCAGACAUCCUAUUUUCAGGAGUUUCAACAAGGCUACGCUAGUGGCGGAGAUGACAAUACUAUCUUCAACGAUCGUCGCGAUCUGAAGCUUGUUCUAGAUGUUGCAGAUAUCAUUGACGAACUCAAGAUGAUUGAACAUCUCUUCAGCAUUCAGAAAGAGAUUAUUGAGUCUUCGGUCAAGGCUUUGGGUAUGGACUACUUAGUCUCGCUCAACCUAAUGAAAGAGACAGUCGAUCCUUUGAUUCAUCAGAUCACCAGCAUCAGCAAAGAUGCGGAGCACACUCGCAAAAUGCUGCUCAACCUACUGGAUCUCAAAUCUAAUGCAGCAAGCCUCGCGGAGGCUCGAUCAAGCGCAAAAGAAGCGCAGGCAGCGACUACUCAAGGUCGUGCUGUGAUGCUGUUUACAAUCAUCACCGUAGUUUUCCUGCCCCUUUCAUUCUUCACGUCGUACUUCGGCCAGAAUGUCAAAGAGCUCAGUGGCGAUGAGAACAACCCUACUUCUUGGGACCUGUGGCGCGUCGCGACCCCUAUCACUGUCGUGGUCAUCGUAGUGGCUUUGCUCGUUGCAUUCUACAUUACUCGACCAAAGAGCCCAUUGUGGUUUUGGCAAGCCGCGCCUAAACAAGGCGCUGCUGUUGAGCAGGAAACCAUGGCUACAGGCACGAAGCGCGUUAAGUGGUGGCAGAGGAGACCAUCGUUCACCUUUCUGAAUUCGAAACGUGAAAAAGGGAAAAAUGGUGACCCAGAAUUGACAGUUGUCUAG